Messenger RNA from Microthlaspi erraticum, 741 nucleotides. Lineage: Eukaryota; Viridiplantae; Streptophyta; Magnoliopsida; Brassicales; Brassicaceae. The record is from the annotation of a GenBank genome assembly.
AUGCUUAAGCUCAUGAUCUGCCGACUCAAACGGCUAAGUACUCUUCCAAUGCCUUGGUUGAGCAACUUAGUUUGGGACCUUGUAACUGGCCAGUUGGUAUGGUCAGUGCUUCCUCAGGUUCAAGCUGCUCCUCUGCUUCAAGCUCUCCAGCUGCUUCCUGGUCCAAGUUCUAGCAACCUCCUCCAUGAUCAUAUCAGUUUGCCAAGUGAAGACCCCAUUGAUCACCUUGAUGAGUUUGAUAGGCUAUGUGAUUUGACAAAGAUCAAUGGUGUCUCUGAAGAUGCCAUCAAGCUGAGACUCUUUCCUAUGUCUCUAGCUGACAAAGCUCACCAAUGGGAGAAGAGCUUGCCCCAUGGCACAAUCACCACUUGGGAUGAAUGCAAGAAGGCCUUUCUUGCUAAGUUUUUCUCCACCGGUCGCACAGCCAAGCUGAGGAGUGAGAUAUCGAGCUUCAUACAGAGGAACAAUGAGACUUUUGCUGAGGCUUGGGAGAGGUUCAAAGGCUACACAAGUCAGUGCCCACAUCAUGGUUCAACAAUGAGUCAUUGCUCUCUACUCUUUAUAGAGAUGCUUGCAAGGUAUAGAGAGAUGUUAGACACAGCCAGCAAUGGGAACUUCCUCAAUCAGGAUGUGGAUGAUGGCUGGCAACUUGUGGGAAACAUUGCAAACUCAAUGGAAGCUAUGGAGAAGAGUAUGAUCGCACCAACGGAGCUCGACCCACCACUCGAUCGAGUCGGAUGA